AUGCAGCUCACCCACAGGCGUGUGCGGCCGGUGUCCUGCCGGUGUCCUGCCGGUGCCCUGCCGGUGUCCUGCCAGUGUCCUGACGGUGCCCUGCCCCUGUCCUACCGGUGUCCUGCCGGUGUGCUGCCGCUGUCCUGCCCGUUUCCUGCCGGUGUCCGGCCGGUGUCCUGCCGGUGUCCUGCCGGUGCCCUGCCCGUGUCCUGCCAGUGUCCUGACGGUGCCCUGCCGGUGCCCUGCCCGUGUCCUACCGGUGUCCUGCCGGUGUGCUGCCGGUGUCCUGCCGGUGUCCUUCCGGUGUCCUUCCGUGUCCUGACGGUGCCCUACCCGUGUCCUGCCGUGUCCUGCCCGUGUCCUGCCGGUGUCCGUCUGGUGUCCUUCCGGUGCCCCGCCAGUGUCCUGCCCGUGUCCUGCCGUGUCCUGACGGUGCCCUGCCCGUGUCCUGAUGCUGUCCUGCCGGGGCCCUGCCGUGUCCUGACGGUGCCCUACCCGUGUCCUGAUGCUGUCCUGCCGGGGCCGUGCCCUGUCCUGACGGUGCCCUGCCCGUGUCCUGAUGCUGUCCUGCCGGGGCCCUGCCGUGUGCGGCCGGUGUCCUGCCGGUGUCCUGCCGGUGCCCUGCCCGUGUCCUGCCAGUGUCCUGACGUGUCCUGCCCGUGUCCUGCCGGUUGUCCUGACGGUGCCCUGCCGGUGCCCUGCCCGUGUCCUACCGGUGUCCUGCCGGUGUGCUGCCGGUGUCCUGCCGGUGUCCUGCUGGUGCCCUGCCCGUGUGCUGCCCGUGUCCUGCCGGUGUCCUGCCGCCCGUGUCCUGCCGUGUCCUGCCGGUGUCCUGUGGUGCCCUGCCCGUGCCCUGCCCGUGUCCUGCCCAUGUCCUGCCGGUGUCCUUCUGGUGCCCUGCCCGUGUCCUGCCUGUGUCCUGCUGGUUUCCUGCCUGUGUCCUGCCCGUGUCCUGCCGGUGUCCUGACGGUGCCCUGCCCGUGUCCUGAUGCUGUCCUGCCGGGGCCCUGCCGUGUGCGGCCGGUGUCCUGCCGGUGUCCUGCCGGUGCCCUGCCCGUGUCCUGCCAGUGUCCUGACGGUGCCCUGCCCGUGUCCGGCCGGUGUCCUGCCAGUGUCCUGACGUGUCCUGACGGUGCCCUGCCGGUGCCCUGCCCCUGUCCUACCGAUGUCCUGCCGGUGUGCUCCCGGUGUCCUGCCCGUGUCCUGCCGGUGUCCGGCCGGUGUCCUGCCGGUGUCCUGCCGGUGCCCUGCCCGUGUCCUGCCAGUGUCCUGACGGUGCCCUGCCGUGUCCUGCGCGUGUCCUGCCGGUGUCUGGCCGGUGUCCUGCCGGUGUCCUGCUGGUGUCCUGCCGGUGCCCUGCCGGUGUCCUGCCAGUGUCCUGACAGUGCCCUGCCGGUGCCCUGCCCCUGUCCUACCGGUGUCCUGCCGUGUCCUGCCGGUUUCCUGCCGGUGUCCUGCCGGUGUCCUGCCCGUGUCCUGCCCGUGUCCUGCCGGUUUCCUGCCGGUGCCCUGCCCGUGUCCUGCCAGUGA
Salarias fasciatus (jewelled blenny) is the source of this 1521-nucleotide messenger RNA. RefSeq names its product multiple epidermal growth factor-like domains protein 6. The coding region runs from base 1 to 1521 and encodes 506 amino acids. The transcript is spliced from 16 exons. NCBI's taxonomy places the organism in Eukaryota, Metazoa, Chordata, Actinopteri, Blenniiformes, Blenniidae. The record is from RefSeq and is a predicted model, not a curated record.